AUGUCGGCGGCGCGGGGCGACGGCGAGCCCUGGCCCUCGCUGGAGUCGGUGGGCAUCAGCCGCAAGGAGCUGGCGCUGGCCGAGGCGCUGCAGAUGGAGUACGACGCGCUGGCGCGCCUGCGGCAGCACCGCGACGAGAGCCGCGCCAAGCGCCCCGCCGAGCCGCCCCGCAUCUCCUGGGACCAGCCCGGCGCCAAGGAGCCGCGGGCGCCGCCGGGCUCGGAGCCGGCGCCGGCGGACGGCACGGCCGCCCGGCCGGGCGCUUUGCUCGCCGCCGACUACCUCUACAUCCUGCAGGGCUCGGAGCCGCGCGGCGGCCCCGCGGCCCCGCGCGAUGUCCCCGAGGCGCCCGCGAAGCCGCCGCUGCCGCCGCGGCACCCGGCGCCGGGCAAGGACAUCAACACGUUCUCGGCCGCGCGCGCCGGGAAGCUCCUGGGGCGCCGCAUCUCCCAGGAGGAGCCGUACGGGAGCGGCGGCUACGAGGGCCUCGCCGACGCCAUCAGCUGCCUCAACCUCAAGGGCGCCUACGAGGCCGAGGUGCUGCGGGAGGCCGCGCGCGGCUGGAAGGAGGGCAGGAGCCUCCGGGAGAAGGAGGGCGCCGGCAAGGCCGUGGCCCGCAGCAAGACGCUGCCGCCGCAGGUGCCGCCGCGCGGCGCCCACCGCAGGAACGCGGCGCCCGGCAGCAACCGCCGCGUCUCCGUGGAGCCCGUCGCGCCCCGGCCGCUCUCCUUGGCCAACGGCUACGAGCUCUUCGAGGUGUCCGAGGAGCGCGAUGAGGAGGUGGCCGCUUUCUGCCACAUGCUGGAUGUGCUGCGGGCGGGCUACAGCACCCAGGACUAUUCCCUCACGGGCUACGUGUGGAGCCCCGUGAACCUCAGCCCCGAGCACCUGGGCCACGGCGUGAGCCUCAAGGUGACCGUGGUGUGCGACAGCCUGCGGGAGCCGCUCACCUUCACCUGCGACUGCUCCUCCACGGUGGACCUGCUCAUCUACCAGACGCUGUGCUACACGCACGACGAGCUGCACGCCGUCGACGUCGAGGACUUCGUGCUCAAGCUCUGCGGCCUCGAGGAGUUCCUGCAGAACCACCACCCGCUGGGCAGCCACGAGUACAUCCAGCACUGCCGCAAAUUCGACAUCGACAUCCGCCUGCAGCUGCUGCGCAGGACGGCGGCGCGCGGCGACCUGGCGCGGACGGCCAACGAUGACCGGAGCCCGUCCACCCUCAACCACUACAUCCACCUGCAGGAGCGGCCCAUCAAGCAGACCAUCAGCAGACAGGCCCUGAGCCUCCUCUUCGACACCUUCCACAACGAGGUGGACGCCUUCCUGGCGGCCGAGGGCGACUUCCCGCUGAAGGCCGAGCGCGUCAUCCAGUCGGUGAUGGCGCUUUGCAACGCGCUGGCCGCCGUCGAGACCCCGGAGAUCACGGCCGCCCUCAACCAGAUGCCCCCCUGCCCUUCCCGCAUGCAGCCCAAGAGCCAGAAGGAUCCAAGUGUUCUGGCCAAGAGGGAAAACCGAGAGCGCAUCGUGGAGAGCCUCACGGCCGCAAUCCUGGAGCUGGUGGAGCUCUACUGCAGCACCUUCAACGCGGACUUCCAGCGGGCCGUGCCGGGCGGCAGGCGGCAGAGCCCGCAGCGCGACGCCCGCCUGCUCGCCUGCCCGCUCGCCUUCACCGUCUACGGCACCCACCGCAUCCCCAUCACCUGGGCCGCCAGCUACGAAGAUUUCUACCUGUCCUGCUCGCUGAGCCACGGCGGCAAGGAGCUCUGCAGCGCCCUGCACACCAGGAAGGCCCCCGUGCACAAGUACCUCUUCCACCUCAUCAUAUGGGACCAGCAGAUCUGCUUCCCGGUGCAUGUGAACCGGCUGCCGCGGGAGACGCUGCUGAGCAUCACCCUCUUCGCGGUGCCCGUCGCGCCGCCCGGCAGCUCCUCGGACGCCAACAAGCAGCGGCGGCUGCCCGAGGCGCUCGGCUGGGUCACCACCCCGCUCUUCAACUUCAGGCAGGUGCUCACGUGUGGGCGGAAGCUGCUGGGCUUGUGGCCGGCCACGCAGGACAACUCGCGAGCCCGCUCCAGCGCGCCCAACUUCAACCAGCCCGACAGCGUCAUCCUGCAGGUCGACUUCCCCGCGUCCGCCUUCGAUGUGAAGUUCUCGAGCCCGCCGGCGGCCGCCUCCAGCCCCCGCUACGAGUUCGGCAGCCUGGGCGAGCAGGAGCAGCGCCAGCUGCGCGACGCCAUGCAGAAGAAGUCGCUCUACUGGCUGACGGAGGCCGAUCGGAAGCGGCUCUGGGAGAAGCGCUGCUACUGCCACGCGGAGGCCAGCGCGCUGCCCAUGCUGCUGGCCAGCGCGCCCAGCUGGGAGUGGGCCUGUCUGCCCGACAUCUACGCCCUGCUCAAGCAGUGGAGCUACGUGAACCACCAGGACGCCCUGGGGCUGCUGCACGCCACGUUCCCGGACCAGGAGGUGCGGAGGACGGCCGUGCAGUGGAUCGACUCCAUCUCGGACACGGAGCUGCUGGACUACCUGCCGCAGCUGGUGCAGGCGCUCAAGUACGAGUGCUACCUGGACAGCCCGCUGGUGCGCUUCCUCCUCAAGAGAGCCAUCUGCGACCUCAAGAUCACCCACUACUUCUUCUGGCUGCUCAAGGACGGCCUCAAGGACUCGCAGUUCAGCAUCCGCUACCAGUACCUGCUGGCCGCGCUGCUCUGCUGCUGCGGCAAGGGGCUGCGCGAGGAGUUCGACCGCCAGUGCCUGCUGGUGGCCACGCUGGCCAAGCUGGCGCAGCAAGUGCGGGAGGCGGCGCCGUCGGCGCGCCAGGCCAUCCUGCGCGAGGGCCUCGAGGACGUGGCGCAGUUCUUCAAGGCGCACGGCUCGUGCCGCCUGCCGCUCAGCCCCAGCCUGCUGGUGAAGGGCGUCGUGCCCAGGGACUGCUCCUAUUUCAACUCCAACGCCGUGCCCUUGAAGCUCUCCUUCCAGAAUGUCGAUCCGCUCGGGGAAAACAUCCGCGUCAUCUUCAAGUGCGGAGAUGACCUGCGCCAGGACAUGCUGACGCUGCAGAUGAUCCGGAUCAUGAACAAGAUCUGGGUGCAGGAGGGGCUCGACAUGCGCAUGGUCAUUUUCCGCUGCUUCUCCACAGGCCGCGGCCGAGGCAUGGUGGAGAUGAUCCCCAACGCCGAGACCCUGCGCAAGAUCCAGGUGGAACACGGCGUGACGGGCUCCUUCAAGGACCGCCCGCUGGCCGACUGGCUGCAGAAGCACAACCCUGGGGAGGAUGAGUACGAGAAGGCUGUGGAGAACUUCAUCUACUCGUGCGCGGGCUGCUGCGUGGCUACCUACGUGCUGGGCAUCUGUGACCGACACAACGACAACAUCAUGCUCAAAACCACCGGCCACAUGUUUCACAUCGACUUCGGCCGCUUCCUGGGCCACGCGCAGAUGUUUGGCAACAUCAAGAGGGACCGGGCGCCCUUCGUCUUCACUUCGGACAUGGCGUAUGUCAUCAAUGGCGGGGACAAGCCCUCGAGCCGCUUCCACGACUUCGUGGACCUGUGCUGCCAGGCCUACAACCUCAUCCGCAAGCACACCCACCUCUUCCUCAACCUGCUGGGGCUGAUGCUCUCCUGCGGCAUCCCGGAGCUCUCCGACCUGGAGGACCUCAAGUACGUCUACGAUGCGCUGAGGCCGCAGGACUCGGAGGCCGACGCCACCACGUACUUCACCAGGUUGAUCGAGUCCAGCCUGGGCAGCGUGGCCACCAAGCUCAACUUCUUCAUCCACAACCUGGCGCAGAUGAAGUUCGCGGGCUCCGAGGCGCGGCCCACGCUCUCCUUCGCGCCCCGCACGCACAGCCUGCAGACGGCCGGCCGCAUCCGCGACGUCUUCCUGUGCCGCCACGAGCGGGUCUUCAACCCCAGCAAGGGCUACACCUACGUGGUGAAGGUGCAGCGGGAGGGCGCCGCGGAGGCGGCCGUGGUGCAGCGCACCUUCGAGGAGUUCCAGGAGCUGCACAACAAGCUGCGCCUCGUCUUCCCCUCCUCGCUGCNNNGCAGCUUCCCCAGCAGGUUCGUGAUCGGGCGCUCGCGCGGGGAGGCCGUGGCCGAGCGCAGGAAGGAGGAGCUCAACGGCUACGUGUGGCACCUCAUCCACGCGGCGCCCGAGGUGGCCGAGUGCGACCUCGUCUACACCUUCUUCCACCCGCUGCCGCGGGACGAGAAGGCGGCCGGCACCAACGCGGCGCCGAAGGCCGCAGACGCCACGUGGGCUCGGCCCGUGGGCAAGGUGGGCGGCGAGGUGAAGCUCUCCAUCUCCUACAAGAACAACAAGCUCUUCAUCAUGGUCAUGCACAUCCGCGGGCUGCAGCCGCUCCAGGACGGCAACGACCCCGACCCCUACGUCAAGACCUACCUGCUGCCCGACCCGCAGAAGACCACCAAGAGGAAAACCAAAGUGGCCCGGAAAACCUGCAACCCCACGUACAACGAGAUGCUCGUCUACGACGGGGUGCCCAAGGGUGACCUGCAGCAGCGCGAGCUGCGCCUCAGCGUCCUCAGCGAGGAAGGCUUCUGGGAGAACAUCCUCCUGGGCGAGGUGGCCAUCAAGCUGCGGGAGCUGGACCUGGCGCACGAGAAGAUGGGCUGGUUCGCCCUGGGCUCGCGCGGCCACGGCACCCUCUGAGGAGCCGCCGCGUG
Nothoprocta perdicaria is the source of this 4694-nucleotide messenger RNA. RefSeq names its product phosphatidylinositol-4-phosphate 3-kinase catalytic subunit type 2 beta (gene PIK3C2B). Gene Ontology annotation, cellular component: cytoplasm; plasma membrane; phosphatidylinositol 3-kinase complex. Gene Ontology annotation, biological process: phosphatidylinositol-mediated signaling; phosphatidylinositol-3-phosphate biosynthetic process; cell migration. The transcript is spliced from 32 exons. Gene Ontology annotation, molecular function: 1-phosphatidylinositol-3-kinase activity; phosphatidylinositol binding; 1-phosphatidylinositol-4-phosphate 3-kinase activity. The record is from RefSeq and is a predicted model, not a curated record. The coding region runs from base 1 to 4680 and encodes 1559 amino acids. Lineage: Eukaryota; Metazoa; Chordata; Aves; Tinamiformes; Tinamidae.